GCCCACCUGUCAGACAUUCGCAGCAAGCGAGUGGGAAUUUCAGCACCACUUCACGAAAGAACAGCUCCAUUUACAGGGACCGCGUCUGUGAAAAGGACUCUUUCAAGAAAGAUUUGUCAAUUAUAGGCGCCGUUAAAAUUAUCGACAUCAUCUUUUAAACACGGCAAAUAACGUCCACAUGACUGAAGAUAACCCUUUCUGGAGUGUAAGAAUUUAUUUUUAACGACAAUGUCUCCGACUUUUCUGAUGGGAAUCUGAUACGAAACCGACCUGUCAUACUGUAUCAGUAAAGAAGAAGCGCAAGUGUGCCCAUGCUUAUAGCACAUCUGGAAAUAAUGAAUACUUCUUUGUUAAACUUUGCUGGCGGACUUCAACUUUUGGAAGGACUGGAAGUAACGGUUGUUGUUCCAGUUGUUUUAGCCGGGAUUUGUUUGAUUGGGCUUGUUGGAAACCUUCUGGUGUCAGUGGUUCUGAUUAACAAUUUAAGGCAAGGAAAGUGCUCAGUGGUGAAUGCAUUAGCCAUUAAUCUCGGCGCCGCCGACCUUUUGAUUAUACUGUUCUGUAUUCCAUUUCGUGCCAUCACCUACUCGAAGCAAUCCUGGGUGUUUGGCAGCUUUGUCUGCAGAACAACAGACUGGUUUCUUCACAGCUGCCUGCUUGCCAAGAGUUUCACUCUGGCAGCCAUGGGACAAGCGAGAUAUAACUACGUGCUGAAUCCACCAAAGUACUUUCAUGUGCAACCAAAGCGUAUCGCUGGGCUAGUGUUCAUAAUCUGGACUAUUUCUGUGGUGCUACCCGUUCCUCACAUUGUAUUUACUAGUUUGCGCCAGGGACACAGUGGCGCUCUGUGCAUCUUUCAGGUACCCUUUUACGCAUCCAACUUUAUAAAUGUGUUCAGCAAAAUUUACCCAGCCUUGGCGUAUGUCAUCCCUUUUGUUUUUACUGCUGUUUGCUACGCGAAGACAUUUCUAAAAGCGAAACUCAAACGCAACAGGACUCCAAACCCUCGACCGCACGGCAAAAGAGUCACUCUGAUGCUGAGUUGUCUCAGCUGCGCAUACGCGCUUCUCUGGCUUCCCGAGUGGGUAGCGUGGAUUUGGGAACGACACAGUUACAAGGAACAACAGAAACCCCCUACCGCCCUCAUGAUUCUGGCUCAAGUGCUGGUAUUCGUCAGCUGCACCGUGAAUCCCAUGAUACUGCUCUCCAUGUCCGAUGAAAUCCGGGACGGUUUGGCGAGCGCCUGGUCUCUCAUCACCUGUAGAGGUACAAGGGAUUCCGGGGAAACCCGUAGUCCCAAGACAGGGGAGAACGGAGCCGAAAUGGGAAGCAGCGUGAUUCACUCCCUCCAGGACGCGCAGACACAAGAUAAGACCGAGAUCGCCAAAGACAAAGCCGGGAUCGUCCUGCCUGACGUUGAGCACUUUUGGCAAGACAGACGUAAUACGACUGCUGUGGAGGACAACGACCCCAUCCCCUGGGAACAUCAGUAGCAGCUGUAACCAGCCGGGGGCUUGUACUGCGUUGGUGGGAUUAAAAAUAAAAAAAGAAGGACGCCAGUUUGGUUAACAUUUAAUAUUUAUAUACAGCUACAAAGGGAAAAAUAAAUGCUGGGUGUACAGUUUAGACUGAAGCAAGUGAUCAGUUAAUUUUUAUAAUCUUAAGAAAACGAAAUGGUUAGUCAGAAGGCUGGCCUCUGCUUCGCGCAUGGAGAAUCCCUUGAACGACUAUGAAGGUUUUACCCCGGAACAAAAAACGAUUCCCUAGGGUUGAUACGUUCGUGUGAGGGUACAUAUUUAAAAAUGUUACUGAUAUCGUAUGUCCUUGUUCUGAUUUACUCGAAAUCUUUUGUUCUCUGGAGAUAUAUUAUGGGCUAAAUGUAUAUUUCGCGUUGUCAAAUUUGUCUUUUAUAGAGAGAAAGUCUGGUUUAUGGGCAAGUGAUAUUUUGGAACUAUAGUGGUGGUUCUUAUAGCGCCUCUAGUAAUAGAGUGUAUUUUAAAAAUUGCGCUAUGGAAAAAAAACAAACAAAAACGAACAAAAAAAACUAUAUUUUUAAUGUUUAUUAUGCUGUAUUUGGAGUAAAUAAAACGAGACAGAAAAGUGUAUUCGUUUAUUACAAAUAAACAUGUAGCGUGAAAAAUGUGAAGUAAGGGAAUCCAAGUCAAACAGCAGAUUGAUGAUAUCACCAUUUACAUGAUUUACUGAUAAAAUACAAUUGAACUGAAGGU
This is a messenger RNA of Polypterus senegalus (gray bichir), 2228 nucleotides long. RefSeq names its product G-protein coupled receptor 151-like. The coding region runs from base 312 to 1493 and encodes 393 amino acids. Gene Ontology annotation, molecular function: G protein-coupled receptor activity. Gene Ontology annotation, cellular component: membrane. Gene Ontology annotation, biological process: G protein-coupled receptor signaling pathway. The record is from RefSeq and is a predicted model, not a curated record. NCBI's taxonomy places the organism in Eukaryota, Metazoa, Chordata, Cladistia, Polypteriformes, Polypteridae. The transcript has a single exon.